Rotaria sp. Silwood2 is the source of this 1707-nucleotide messenger RNA. The record is from the annotation of a GenBank genome assembly. Lineage: Eukaryota; Metazoa; Rotifera; Eurotatoria; Philodinida; Philodinidae.
AUGAAAGUGUUCGAUGCUUGGGGCAAACCACUACCAUCUGGUUUACUGAAAGGAAAUGUCUUCUGGCUAGGUAAUUAUGAUGAAUGUAUUAAUCCAUUGUAUCAAAUAAACAAUAAAUCUUUCGUACGACAACUAAUAGAUACUCAAUAUUGUGCUCUCCAAUCCAAUCCCAAUAAACAACAAGUAGCGGUAAGUUCUGGUUUAAUACUUGGUCUCUGUUUGCCAGCAUCUUGUACUCGCCAGUCAAUUGUCACACUCAUACGCGAGAUUUUUAAACUUCAUAAUUUGACUAAAGAUUACUUACAUUGUUCCAACGAUCGUUCCAGUGAACAGAUUGUGUCUUCGUGGACUGCUGAAAAUGAAGCAAGAAAAUCUUCUUCAUCUGUACUGUAUGUUUGGUCAGGACAAGAUCGUUCCGUUCCAAAUGCUGCUGAUUUCGUUGCUGUAAUCGACUUUGAUGAAAAGUCUCCUACCUACGGGAAUAUUUUAAGAACAGUUUCACUUAUUUCAGACCCAGUCAACGGCAUUGGACAAGUCGGAAAUGAGCCACAUCAUUCGAGUAUUUCUGCCGAUGGUCGUUAUUAUGUGACCGGUGGUCUUCUCAGCUUUCUUUCUGGAAAUAAAGAAGUAUUUGUCUGGCAUAUUCCCAAAAAUCCUAGAGAAGGUCCGCAGUUUCUCUAUGCACUUAAUGUAUCAGGCGCCUGUGUAGACGAAUUUUUGCCAAUCGGUCGCUCUGAAUUUCUUGUGAGCAUGAUGUGUAAUGAAAAAGCUGCCAAUCCAGGUGAUAUAGUGUAUUUCAAUGCUGAAACUCGUAUGACAAAAUCUAUCCUCAAAAAUAUUUCAGCUUUCAUCGAUUUUAAUCCACAUGGAUUCGGUCAACUUUCUAAUGGUUCAAUUUUCGUAGGAGACUAUCUUGAACCAAUAACAUUAGUUGGCACCAAUCCAUCACAAAUUAUAUUUCGAAAUACGGCUCGACAUAUUCUUCCUGAUGGAACAUUAGAACGUACAUUUCAAUUCCAAUUUCCUACGACACCUGGAUCAUCAACUGGAAUUGGAGUGGGCAUUGGAUUUAUGGAACUUAAACCUAUUCCUGGUGAUCCAUUUGGACGUUCUUAUGCCUGUGGUACUAGUGUGAACAAUAUAUAUCUAAUCGGUCCAGGAAUGCCUCAGCCUAUCUUAGCUAUUGAUCUUUCUCAAGUGAAUGGAAAUCAAAAACGCAUUAGUGCUGGUCUAUUAUCCUUUUUUUCGAAUGGUCAACGUCUGUUGAUGACAUUUCAAAUGCGAUACAUUAUUCUAGCCAAUACAACAAGACCAGAAAAACCGAACAUUCUUCGUGUAUUCGAUUUUUGCACUGAUCCAACACUCAAAUAUGUCACAAUUGGUAUUCCUGAUUCAUUCGAAAAAACUACUUUUGCCAAAUUCUGUACUCAAAAUAAUAAUAUUACUGGUUCACACGCUGUUUUAAAACCAAAAUAUGAGAAUCGAUUCAUCGUGAUGAACUAUUUUCUUAAAUUUGGCUUGGCUCAAUUUUCUGGUACACGAACUGUACAUGCAUUUAAACUCAAUAAGGAUUUGACUGAUUUCGAAUACGAUCAUAAAUUUAAUCCUAAUUUUCAAUUGGAUCAUUCACGCAAAAGGCAACGUCGGACAUUCCAUUCACUACAAGCAUAUCCACAUCAUGCUCAAUAUUUGAAAUUAAAGAAAUAG